GCAGCACAUCACACCAGCCGGUAGCCACACACACGCAUUACACCUACACCUACCUACUACUCUCAGUUGUUGCAGCCGUCUUCUUUGCAGUUUGGUCCGAACCAUCGCCAUCUCCAUCUCCAUCGAACGAUCACACGUCGGAGUAUCAGAGGUGAGCGGCGGCGGCGUCGGAGGAGGAGGAGGAGCAAUGGUGAAGAGUGGGCAGGAGGCGGCGCCGGGGAGCGGCGGCAAUGCGGCGGCGGCUGCGGCGAGGCAGGGCGGAGGAGGAGGAGGGAGAGGGAGGCAGUACAAGGGGGUGAGGAUGCGGAGCUGGGGGUCGUGGGUGUCGGAGAUCAGGGCGCCCAACCAGAAGACGCGGAUAUGGCUCGGGUCCUACUCCACCGCCGAGGCGGCGGCGCGCGCCUACGACGCCGCGCUGCUCUGCCUCAAGGGCUCCGCCGCCGACCUCAACUUCCCGGUGCACCUCCCCUUCCACAUCCCCGCCGCCGCGAUGUCCCCCAAGUCCAUCCAGCGCGUCGCCGCCGCCGCCGCCGCCAAUGCCACCAGCCCCCUCCAGCACCACAGCGGCGCCCCCUCCUUCGCCACCGCCACCGGCGGCUACAACCCCGCGGCCGCGCCCACCACGCCGCCGUGCAGCUACGGCGACAUGUCGUCGUGCUCGGCCGUCAGCUCGCCGGAGACCGCCAACUACUACGGCGCCGACCACGACAUGGUGGCGCGCGAGGACGACGUGGACUACGCCGCGCUCGCCGACAUCGACGCCUUCUUCCAGUCGCCCAAGUGCAUGGACUACUCCAUGAUGGACCCAUGCAGCACGUUCUUCUCGCCGGCGCCGGAGUCCCUCGCCGCCGAGUGGGAGGACGAAGGUGAGAUCAGCCUCUGGAGCUUCUCCUCCCUCAACUGAUCGAUCGAACCGGAGAUCGAUGGAGACCAAAUCCAUGGAGGUGAUCGAUCGAUCGAAGCCUCCACACUCUCCAGUGAUCACCAUUAAGCGCAAAUUCAAUUACUGACUGAUAUAUCAGUACGUGACCAAGAAUUGGCCACGGUACAAUAAUAAUCAUAUAAUCAUUCAAUUCAUAACUAUUAUCUACAUAUAUAUAUGUAGUAUAUACUUAAUCAAUGUACUAGUGCUACUGCUUCUUGAUUAUUUUAGGCUAAUUCUGAAUUGCGUGGGAGCUCUGAUGAAGCUACAUGUUUUAAGGCAGCUUUCCAUGGAGCAAAACUCCCCUCAAUUCCAUGUCAUACCAUGUGUAAAAGUGGUGUUCCUGCAAUUGCAAGUAAUGAAGUAUAAUCAAUUACUAUGAUGUUAAUUAUACUCCUCUCAA
Molecule: messenger RNA, 1325 nt
Organism: Oryza sativa Japonica Group (Japanese rice)
Lineage: Eukaryota; Viridiplantae; Streptophyta; Magnoliopsida; Poales; Poaceae
Product: ethylene-responsive transcription factor ERF014
Biological process (GO): regulation of DNA-templated transcription
Molecular function (GO): DNA-binding transcription factor activity; DNA binding
Source: RefSeq, a predicted model, not a curated record